Messenger RNA from Salvia splendens (bonfire salvia), 1638 nucleotides. RefSeq names its product probable serine/threonine-protein kinase PBL8. NCBI's taxonomy places the organism in Eukaryota, Viridiplantae, Streptophyta, Magnoliopsida, Lamiales, Lamiaceae. Gene Ontology annotation, molecular function: ATP binding; protein kinase activity. The record is from RefSeq and is a predicted model, not a curated record. The transcript is spliced from 6 exons. Gene Ontology annotation, biological process: protein phosphorylation. The coding region runs from base 140 to 1441 and encodes 433 amino acids.
GGUCCUUUUGGAUGAGUUGUAGCAGUAGAGUUAAUAAAGAAAAAAAGUCGUCCAGGUUGGAGCACAAGUUGUGAGGGAGAAGAAAGUGAAGGCUGCUGCCGGCGAAGAAUGAGACGGCGACACUGCGGCGGCACAGAAGAUGGGAAAUUGCGGCACUAGGGAGGAGUCCGCGGUUGUAUCCACCGCGCAUCAACACCACCAAGUGCACCAGCAGCUACAAGUGCUGUCAUUGCCGACUAGGAAUCCAGCCACAGAUAAGAAGCACAGCCGCUCCAUUUCAGAUCUGAGCGAUCCUUCAACCCCUCGAAACUUCGAGGACUUCCGUAAAAACGCCCUGCUCUACACCCACGUCAUUGCUUUCACCCUUUUUGAGCUUGAGACCAUCACUAAGAGCUUCCGUUCAGACUACAUUCUUGGAGAAGGUGGUUUUGGGACUGUGUACAAAGGCUACAUUGAUGAGAAUGUUAGGGUUGGUCUCAAAUCUCUCCCUGUAGCCGUCAAAGUGCUUAACAAGGAAGGUCUUCAGGGCCACCGCGAAUGGCUAACUGAGGUCAACUUCCUUGGGCAGCUCAGGCAUCCUCAUUUAGUGAAGUUGAUUGGAUAUUGCUGUGAGGAUGACCACAGGUUACUUGUUUAUGAAUUCAUGUUUAGAGGAAGUCUUGAGAAUCAUCUGUUUCGAAAAGCAACUGUUCCACUAUCUUGGUCGACAAGAAUGAUGAUUGCUCUUGGGGCUGCUAAGGGGCUUGCUUUCCUUCAUAAUGCCGAGAGGCCAGUUAUUUACCGGGACUUCAAAACUUCCAACAUUCUGCUAGAUUCAGAUUAUAUAGCCAAGCUUUCUGAUUUUGGUCUUGCAAAAGCAGGGCCGCAAGGUGAUGAGACCCAUGUAUCUACUCGAGUAAUGGGAACCUAUGGCUAUGCUGCGCCUGAAUAUGUUAUGACUGGACACCUUACUGCCAGGAGUGAUGUGUACAGCUUUGGGGUAGUUCUUCUGGAGCUAUUAACAGGGAGAAAGUCAGUAGACAAGACGAGGCCUAGCAAAGAACAAAGUUUGGUAGAUUGGGCGAGGCCAAAGCUAAAUGACAAGCGGAAGAUGCUUCAAAUCAUAGACCCUAGAUUAGAGAAUCAGUAUUCAGUAAGGGGAGCCCAGAAAGCUUGCAGUUUGGCAUACUAUUGUCUGAGCCAAAACCCAAAGGCCAGACCAUUAAUGAGCGAUGUGGUUGAGACUUUGGAACCGUUACAGUCUAGUGGCGGUAAUGAAGUCUCUCCAUCAUCGUCAUCAACCCCUACGCUCCUGUGCAGUGGCAGUCCGUUUGUGACAGGAAGGAUUCCAGAUUAUCGGGUGCAUCGUAGAUUUGCUGGGGCAGGCGGAACUGGUGUCGGUUGUCGGUCCACCAACCCGAAUUGCUCCCCUGGUGGCCCUGCAGCUUGCCGGGUUAGGUGAGCCAAGAGUCACGGCUGUAGUAGCCUUCAAGAUGUAUGUACACGGUGUUAAUGUGCCUGCCUGGAUAUGUAUAUCAUAAUUAUGAUAGCAACAGGCUUGUUGAUUGUUAAUGUAGCUAAGUGCUUUUGUGUUGAUGAUGCUUUGUUCCAACUUCGAAAUUGCAAUCUGGAGUGAGAGUCGAUUUUACCGUCGAUGUA